Sciurus carolinensis (gray squirrel) is the source of this 1540-nucleotide messenger RNA. It is a transcript of the gene Elovl6, whose product is annotated as ELOVL fatty acid elongase 6. Gene Ontology annotation, biological process: fatty acid elongation, polyunsaturated fatty acid; fatty acid elongation, monounsaturated fatty acid; sphingolipid biosynthetic process. Gene Ontology annotation, cellular component: endoplasmic reticulum membrane; endoplasmic reticulum. The record is from RefSeq and is a predicted model, not a curated record. The coding region runs from base 329 to 1126 and encodes 265 amino acids. NCBI's taxonomy places the organism in Eukaryota, Metazoa, Chordata, Mammalia, Rodentia, Sciuridae. Gene Ontology annotation, molecular function: fatty acid elongase activity. The transcript is spliced from 5 exons.
UCCGCGCCCUUCCCCCACUCCUCCAACCACCUUCGCGUAAACAAAACUGUCCCCCUGGGCGGGGAGAGGUCUCGCUCUUUCGCGCCCUCCCUUGCAAGGGGUUAAUUUUCCGAUCGCAUGAGGGGGAGGAGAUUUCCCCGUAGACGAGUAAAAAGCGUGAUGGACAAACGUGCGGGCACUAAGACCGCAAGGCAUUCAUUUCCUCCUACGGUGGAUGCGGACGCCGGGAGGAGGAGAGCCCCAGAGCGAGGACCCGGGAGCCGUGGCACAGGCAAUGCUCAACCCUGGAUGUAGCUAGAACACGUAGCGACUCCGAAGAUCAGCCCCAAUGAACAUGUCAGUGUUGACUUUACAAGAAUAUGAAUUCGAAAAGCAGUUCAACGAGAAUGAAGCGAUCCAAUGGAUGCAGGAAAACUGGAAGAAAUCUUUCCUGUUUUCUGCUCUGUAUGCUGCCUUUAUAUUUGGUGGUCGGCACCUAAUGAACAAACGGGCGAAGUUUGAACUGAGGAAGCCAUUAGUGCUCUGGUCUCUGACCCUUGCAGUCUUCAGUAUAUUCGGUGCUCUUCGAACUGGUGCUUACAUGGUGUACAUUUUGAUGACCAAAGGCCUGAAGCAGUCAGUUUGUGACCAGAGCUUUUACAAUGGACCCGUCAGCAAAUUCUGGGCUUAUGCAUUUGUGCUAAGCAAAGCACCCGAACUAGGAGACACAAUAUUCAUCAUUCUGAGGAAGCAGAAGCUGAUCUUCCUGCACUGGUACCACCACAUCACUGUGCUCCUGUACUCUUGGUACUCCUACAAAGACAUGAUUGCCGGGGGUGGUUGGUUCAUGACUAUGAACUAUGGCGUGCACGCCGUGAUGUACUCUUACUAUGCCUUGCGGGCCGCGGGUUUCCGAGUCUCCCGGAAGUUUGCCAUGUUCAUCACCUUGUCCCAGAUCACUCAGAUGCUGAUGGGCUGUGUCAUUAACUACCUGGUCUUCUACUGGAUGCAGCAAGACCAGUGUCACUCUCACUUUCAGAACAUCUUCUGGUCCUCACUCAUGUACCUCAGCUACCUUGUGCUCUUCUGCCAUUUCUUCUUUGAGGCCUACAUUGGCAAAGUGAAGAAAACAAUGAAGGCUGAAUAGUGUUGGAACUGAGGAGGAAGCCAUAGCUCAGGGUCAUCAAGAAAAAUAACAGACAAAAGAAAAUGGCACAAGGAAUCACAUAUGGUGCAGCUAAAACAUACGAGCAGACACAAAACCCGAGGCAGCUUAGGGAUAAUUAGGUUGACUUAACCCAGUAAGUUUAUGAUCCUUUUUGGGUGAGGACUCACUGAGUGCACCUCCAUCUCAAAGCAUUGCUGCUGGAAGACCCCAAUCCCUCUUAUCUGUCAACUCUAGGACAAAUGAGAACAACAGUGAGCCAGAGGCAGAGAGACUAAUAGAAAGCAAGCAAAGGUUAUUAACACUAAAUGAGAAAAAAAAAAAAGUAUUUACUAAGUGUUAUCUUUCUCUAAGGAUGAAACGAAUUUUACUUUAAAAACUGUGCGAGCACAUAUA